GAGCCCGGGCGCGCGCUACUCUUUAGUCUCGUAGAUCUUCGCGCGGCGAACGCUCUACGCCCGGUGCCGGUUGUGCGCGCGUACGCGUUCUCGACUAUACGUGCAAGUCGUCAACAAAACAAACGCCCGCAUCGAACGAGUGCAUCCGAUGCGUCUUGCAUCUGAUUCGAGCGCAUAAGCAUUAGAUAAUAAAACGCAAAAAUAAUAAAAGCAGACGCAACGCCGGCGGCACGUGCCGGCAGCACGCAUGACGCCGUCGGGGGCGGCAGCGUGAACGCUAGCGACCGUGUGCGAAUAGGGGCGCGCGGUCGCGACCCGCGCGCUCACCUCCUUAGCGUUCGCGGUCCGGCAUAAGUGGUGCGGUGGCGUGCUGCAAGGAUGGCAGCGGGCAGGAGCUGACGACGGCCGCGGGCGACGAUGCCGCCGCCGCUGGCGGUAGCGGGCGGCGGGCCGACCGCCACUGUGGGCUAUGCUCGCUCGUCGCGCGCGCCUUCAGACGCGCGAUGUGCGGCGCGCCCAGCCGCCGCGGCAGCGGCGAGUCCUACCAGGAGCUGACCGCGCCGGAAGAACCUGAACAAAAAAGCGAAGGAGUCACAAUAGAUACAAACGAACAAAACGCCGUGUACAUCAAAAUGGUCGCGCCUGUGGAGGUGCCCGCGGCGCAGAGGUGUUUCUCGAAGGAGGACUGGGUACUGUUGGACGCGAUGGGAUGCACGCCGCAGCCGGGUUGCUCUGGCCGCUUUCUUACCAUGCACAAACGUCGGCGUAAGAAGUUAACAACACGUUGCCUGGCGCAGGAUCACGCCGCCAUUCUCGACGACAUCCACCACGGGCAGGUGGAGCGUAUUCUCACGCGCUGCGGCCUCUGGGCAUUCAACGCGUUUACGUUGGAGACCGUCACCGGUGGUCGCUCACUGCCAGUACUCUGCGUCCAUCUUUUCUACUGGUACGGACUCCUGGAUUAUUUUAAUCUGGAUGUCGUCAGAGUGUGGAAACUUUUCACUUUAAUUGAGGAGGGUUAUCACAGCACGAACCCCUAUCAUAAUUCUAUUCACGCCACAGACGUGACACAAGCAAUGCACUGUUUCCUGCAAGAGGAGAAGAUCAAAAAGCACUUAACGCCGCUGGAGGUAAUGGCGGCGUUGAUUGGUGCCGUUGCCCACGACCUGGACCAUCCUGGUGUCAAUCAACACUUUCUUAUUUCCACUUCAAAUCAUCUUGCCAUGUUAUAUCAAAAUAGCUCAGUAUUGGAAAACCACCAUUGGCGGUCGGCAGUUGGCUGUCUCUUGGAGAGCGGUGUCGCCGAGCAAGUUUUGCCUUACAAGAGCGAGUUGGAGGUGCAAAUCCGUGACCUCAUACUCGCCACCGACAUCAACAGGCAGCAGGAGUUUCUAACAAAGUUCAAGAAACAUCUGGACGAGGACACGCUCGAUUUGCGCAAGGCGGAAAACCGCCAGUUCAUAUUGCAGAUUUCGCUCAAGUGCGCUGACAUCUCUAACCCGACACGGCCGUGGGACAUCUCGCACAAGUGGAGUUUGAAAGUGUGCGACGAGUUUUUCAGGCAGGGUGAAUUUGAACGCAAGCUGAACCUUCCAGUCACUUCCAUUUGCGAUCAACAAUCAACGUCGAUUGCCAAGAUACAAGCAGGCUUUUUCAAAUUUGUUGUCUCGCCCUUGUUCACCGAAUGGCAUCGAUUCUUAAAAAGCAAUUUGUCCACGGACAUGAUGGACUAUUUGGAGUCGAACCGGAAGAAGUGGGAUGCACAAGAGGCGGCCGAACAGGCGGAGGAAACCCAUACCGAACUGUCGGACGCCGAGCCGGAACAACAUCUGAGCGACGACGAGGAUGAAGAGCCAUCCAAACUCUCUCCGGAAAUACCCAGCAUCACUGAAUUCUUACCUGCGCCAAGCAGAGAAUCCAGGAGACAAUCAUUGGCUGUGCCAACGCUGGAAAGCACAAUUGGCGUCAGGAGACACUCUGUACCUGUUAAUAUGGAGCAAUCACUGCCACGAACGCUAUACCGACGGGAAAGUCUGCCGAUACGUCGUCAGAGUCCAGCACCAUCCGAUUCUCGCGCAUCGAGUGGUUUGCGCGAAGAAGACGAACUUAUGAGAUUCGAAUCGCGCUCAUCGAUUCUCUCUUCAAGCAGCGGCGGUAUGCAUAGCUCAUGUGUCGACGACCAACCCGAGAGACCGCUGAGUGCCGAGAAUCUUCUUCCGGAACCCAGUAUUGCGUCUAUGACGAGCAGCGCUGCUGCGGGACGGCUUUCUUCGGUGCUGCACGGCGGGUCCGGGCAACCGACGAAAGCCCUCACACGCCAGCAAACCUUCCCGCCCCCGCAGCCCUAUGUCCGUAUGCGCUACAUGUCUGCCACCGUUGAAAUGUCCACGUGCGCUGAGGUCGUACAGGAGGACAAGUCCGAUUCGGAGAGCUCACACGAAAACAUAUCACACGUUCCACACUACACGAUACCAUCAAUAGCUGUGUUGAGUCCCAACAAUGGCCGACCAUCGGAGUUUACCGACACCUCACCGCCGAAGCCCUCAAUCUCUUCCAGCGGUAAGCGCGAACCGGAGGAACCCAAAGAAAAGAGCUUCAAACUGCAGAAGUUGUCCGAUAACGGACAGCGAUACGAAAAGGAAAAUGUGGAUCCACGCAGAACGAAUAAUUUAUCGAAGCGGAGAGGAUCCGCACCAGUUUCGUUGGUGCCGUUAGUACGCGGUGACGAGCAUGCGCCUCCUGCUGGCGGGGGGCAAUGUACUACCAGCGACUAUGCUUUGCGCCGCGGCUCGGUACCUGUGGACGUGGCACGUCACCGCUUCGAAGACGACGCUCACCUAGAGGCGAGUGUGCCGCCGCCUGCCGCUGACCAACCGUUUACACUCUGGCACUACCAGAGGCGAGGUUCGGCUCCAACGGAUCUCCCACCGCUUGGCGCUGCUGGCGAGCGCCGCGAGCUGCUCACGCGGCACACUAGUCUCAAUGGUAAACGGCGUAAGAAACAAUUGCGCAGACGGAGCUCGGGCGGGCCCGAAACCGUCUGCAUUGGCUUGGAACCAAACGCUGAUUCCUUAUCUAGGUUGCUGAUGCAGAAGAACGACGUACCCGACACGCUGCUGGCUCGGCGUCGGGGAUCGCUUCCGAUCGAAGUUCUUACCGUUGGACAUUCAGCAGUAUUUUGACGGUUGCCACUUCAGCCUAUUUGGGGGCCUGGACAUCGCCGUCCAAAGUGCAAUAAGGACCAACGCUAUUGACUGACGCAUCUAUCAUGAAACGGUAGCUAGAUUAUUCGAUAUACAAAACAAACAUCAUUCAGCGACACAACAACACAAAUGAGGAAGCCAAAUUUAGGUAAUUAACGAUAAAUGUUACUCAUAAGUACUCGUCAUGCUAAACUAUCUGGAUUCGGUAGUUCAGUGUUAAAAAUUAAAACGUUGUACGUGAAUGAGUGAACUUUUGCUGUCUAUGUUCCGAACUGUAUUUCAUUCUAUUAAUUCCGAUCGUAGGCCGUAGCGAAUUUCGUGCAAAUGCAAACUAUUUGGUAGCUGACGUUUUCUUUGGUUGCGCGAAACAUCCGUCACUUCACGCACAUCUCUGCUCAUGUGUGUACAUAACGAAAAACAACCAAACCAAAAUGCUGGAUCAACCCUGUGUGACUAAUUUACGAAACUUUAAACGAUUACAUUUCGAACGCACCUUGAGUUCCACCUAUAUCUCAACAGGGUUUCAGACGAGUUUACAAGCAUACGAUUUGUUUAUCUAUACACAACUCUUUGACAACUAAUUAUACGAUGGCUCACAUUUCACACAUUUACUAGGUAACUGACUACGGUACAUUGUGUCAAGAAAUCAAUUGUCUCCGAUCGUUAUUGAAAUGACUGUUGUGACCCCUGAUGAUGUGGUGGCCUGAAUUUCUUGGGCCAUUCGGUAGUUUGAACCAUUAAUGUUAUUCUUUAACAAUUUCUUUAUCUCACAGCGAGAUUUCGAAUUAUUUAACGACGAAUUAAAACUAGUACACACAGAAAAAAUCCUAGAACAAAGAAGAAGUCUCCGUAGUUGCCAUAACAAGUAAGAGAUAUAACUGUAUUGUGAAAACUCAAUAGCUGUUUAAAUGUUCAAAAGUUUUAAUUUAAUUGUGCUGUAAUCGUACUAUCAUAUUGUAUGUAGUAGUUAACUUAGCGAUGAUUUUCGUCGCAUCGCGCAUCGAUCCGAGGAGCACACAAGAUAUACCACACGACACACGUUAUAAUUCCACUAUUUUUAGUGAUUUGUUUAAAAAUCGUUUGAUUUUGGUUUCGCUUCUACCAAAAUGUAGGACGACGUUCACGAUUUAUGCGUUCGCAUUGUUUACGCUUUCGUUUAGAAAGACUCGAUGAUAAAAAUGUAAGUUUGGACGAACGAGCGUCUCGAAAUGGCGCGCUAACCGCGAUUUCGACACGCUCGGCAAUAAAAAUGUACCAUUAUGUAGGACCAUACCGUUGAACUAACAGGGUUAAUUAUAAGAGGUGUUUCCAAAUAAGACUGCUUAGGAAUGACAUUUAAGACGGUUUUAAAGCCGCGGUGAUCGGGCGGAGGCGCACCUCGCUUUUCGCCCGCUCUCGCGCGGCGUUUACGCUUAAAUUUAAACAAGUUCAACAUGAGUACUCAUCCGUUUGUUGAGAAAAUGGUUAAAAAAUUCAUGUUUGUAAGUUAUGAUUGACGACGACAAAAUCAAACAUUGUUCAUUCUUUUUGAAAAUGAAUAUGUAUAGUAUGUAAUUCGAGAAAACCAAUUUUAUCGUUUGACAAUGAUUUGAAUAUGUAAUUUAUUAUACUAAGUGAAAAAUAAUAAAUUUAUUGGUUCAAAAAUUUAA
Dalotia coriaria is the source of this 4852-nucleotide messenger RNA. RefSeq lists its product as uncharacterized. Lineage: Eukaryota; Metazoa; Arthropoda; Insecta; Coleoptera; Staphylinidae. The record is from RefSeq and is a predicted model, not a curated record. Gene Ontology annotation, molecular function: 3',5'-cyclic-AMP phosphodiesterase activity. The transcript is spliced from 11 exons. The coding region runs from base 504 to 3182 and encodes 892 amino acids.